CUCAAGUACAGACUUCGGAUAUCCAUUCUCGCGCACAAUGCACACGUAUAUCGGGACAGUUUAAAUCUAUAUAAUACACAUAUUGGUAUUUAUUGUAAAUAUAGUUAUAGGCUGGAUUAUUACAUAGAGAUUAUGGGCACUGGAGUAUACGAAGACGAUGGAGAGAGCAAAUUGCGGGUGAACGAAGAGGUGCAAUCGGGUGACAGCAGUGGCUCUGAAUGUACGGAAGUUACCUGUGUCGUACCUUCGAGCUGUAUUUAUAUACAUAGAGUACGGGUUCUGCGUAUAUGCGUAGUUGCGGUUCUAGUUUACUGCUUGAUAACGAGGAAAGGGAAUUAUGGUCUAUUCGACACAAGUAGUAUAGCCAUAGAUACUCUCAAGCCCUCUUUAGACUCGCAAUCGCAUACAGGGUCAGCUAGUGCGGAUCCAUUAGUGCAAGCAAAUAUCUUCUUUCAGUCUUCGUAUACCUAUACGAAAGAGAGUAUCACACCGGAUGUGAUACUGUAUAACCAGGGCUAUAACUUAGUUCUGGCCAGAAACGGCUCAGUCGUGCGCACACAGUCGUUCAUACCAGCUAGCGUGACGACCUUGAAGAAUGUCGCGCACAUACCCUUGUCAUUGUACUUACACUGUGUGCGUGUGGUGAAGCGAUUGGACAACUUGAGACAGUUCCCACACAGCACUGGUACGGAUGGUGCUGAGCACCCAACGGGUGCUGACUCAUCAGAAAUAAGUGGGAGCUCGCAUAUGAUAGAAAGUAGGGAUGCUACACAACAUACAGACGAUAAGAGUAUGAAUACACAAGGGGACGGUAGUCUAAUGGGCCGCAAUGCUGAGGAUAGCCUGAAAAGUAUAGAGGACCAAGAGUCUGGUGCAGUAUAUGAGCACAGUUUACGUAUCCUUACAAGCGAAGAAAGGCAGUUCUUACUGGACUUCAGGGAUGUGUUGCAUGGCGUUGAUUUGGAGUCGCCAUCUCACGCAACUGUUAUUAAUAGCACACAGAAGGAGAGGCAGAUGCAAAUUAUGGAGAUGUCGCGUGCGUUUCUUGAACAGUUGUUGGCUGCCGAUAAGUGGGGCUCUGCCGAGUUCUUCACACUCGAGACUAUACAUACAUACACGGAAAGUGUAAAAGAAAUGCUUCGUACUAAUACCUUCGAGGCUGCUGGUGAUCUUAUCAAUGAUCUGCACGGCGUGUUAAGUAGUUGGGUGGGGUUGGAUACCAAUAGCACGUGCGUAGACGACCCAAGGUGUAUCACCCAGAGUGAGAUACGCAACGAUGUGCAUGUUCUGGUGUAUGGGAACCACAUGGCCAAGAAAGGAUCCCUUCUGGCUGUAUAUUUCACUGAGUUGCUGAAAGCACCCAAUAAGAACGGAGAUUUCGAGUGCUUCGGCGCUAGAUUUGUGAGUGAUACGAACAUGAAGGGGCUGCCAGAUCGGCCUAAAGACGGGGUAUUGAAUAACUUCGCUACACAUCAUGCGGAUGCAAGCCUAGGUGAUGCGUUUGGGUUCAAUAUGCACAGAGAUAUACUCGAAGAAGGUGCGAUUGCCGCGACGAGAGAUUUGGACUGGGGUGGUAUAAUUGGCGAUUGAAUGUAUUGCGGAGCGAUAUCCAGAUACAAAUCUAGCGAGUAAUUAGUCUCUUCGAAUACAAUAGUUCAUGCUGUGAUCGGCUUAUAGUCGAGGUUUACGAAUCAUUUCGCCAUACAUCAUGCGGGUGCAUUCCUGAGCGACGCGUUUGGGUUCAAUUCGCACAGAGAUAUAAUCGUGGAAGAUGCGGCUGCUGCUACGAGUGAGUUGUAUUGGGGUGAUUCAAAUGGGGAUUGAGCGUGACUUGCUACGAUUUAAGGAGCCAAAUCCAGCGAUCAUCCGGCAAGUCAAACAUCAAUUACUAUGAAUUAUGGUGUUUGACUGCCCAGGAGCCGCAACGGAGUACACUAUGAAGGUAAGCUACUGAGAGCGAGUGCUGUAGUUGCCGUACAGAUGUUGCAUUGGGAUGACACGACGGGCAUUGAUAUGACUGAAUUGGUAUAUUGUAUGCCGUGGUUAAACCACGUGGGGACGAGCAUCGUUAACGGCUAGCCACGUGUUCAGCGAAUCUUCGAGAGAGUCGGGUCAUCAUCACAACUUUUCUUACGUCGGCAGCAUAGUUCACAACACGUGGCGCGUAUGCAGGGUAUAUCUCUGUCAGCAGUAUACGCCCUCCGGAAACGAUACUCUCAGAUUUUUAAGGCACAUUCAACAGGACUACACCACACCCUUUUUAAGUACACAGGCAAUCGCUGAUAUUUCCUUGUCUGGAACUCCCGCCAAAUAAGCCUUGGGCUACAACAGCCGCGAACUUCGGUUGGAUAGUACAAUAGUUCUACACUUAAUCCAUAGUUGCUGUAUGCGUUGUUUGGCACAAUGCCAAGCAAACACAUACGCCAAAUAGGCGCAUGGUAGUUUUGAUAUGUGUGUGUCAGCAGUGCCAUGGGACCAGCACCACAAUGCUUCCAACGGUUGAUCUGCUGUGCAUUUGGACUCGUAGUAUUAGACCUAAAGCCCACUUCAAUGGUAUGAUAGGAGAUGGUACUAUAGAUAUGAUUGGAGAUGGUGCUAUAAAUAGAGGGCACACCUGAAAAAUCAUGGUCUGUAGUAGUAUGUACUAAAACUAAGCACACUACCCCGCGGUUACGAUAUGAGUUAGAGACUACAUCACUGCCCACAGAAUGCAGAAUUCGAGACUGUGCUCUAAAGAAGAGUCGUCAAGGAGUCCGUCAGCGCGGGUUUAUAAAUUCAAAGCUAUAACAUUGACUAUGGUUACCACAGAGUGUGCAUCUAAACAUGUUAUUGCACUACCCCAUGAUUUGCAUAAAGGUAAAAGGGCUCCAAAUACUUGAUCUACAAACAUAGUGACCGAUCCGAAAUGUGCAAUUGACUACACCGCGGAAAGGUUGCAUCUUGAAACUUCAGUUUUUAUUAAUUGCGGAAUGUACAAUACUGAUUGUGAGUGGCUUCAAUUGACAGAAUAUAUAUAUACGGACUAUUCACCAAUGGUGCGUUUUGCGCCCACAGCUCGCACGGAGUUGGUGAUUUGUUAUUCAUGCGCCGUAAGAUUGGUUAUGCCACGCGUGAUGUAUUUGUGUGACCAUACACAAUUGUAUAUUGCAUACACACACGUGUGCAAAUCCUGGCACCACUCAACAUAGAACAUGCGCGUGUAAUGGUAGAGAAGCAGUUCGGCAAAAUAGGAAUUUGGAAUGCAUAUGCUGUUGGUAUGUGCGAGACUCAGACUCGCCUACUAAUACGCGAUAGAUAAUUUCGAUAAAUAUUUAUGACACCCA
Molecule: messenger RNA, 3323 nt
Organism: Sphaeroforma arctica JP610
Lineage: Eukaryota; Ichthyosporea; Ichthyophonida
Exons: 1
Coding region: 133-1590 (485 amino acids)
Source: RefSeq, a predicted model, not a curated record